Wyeomyia smithii (pitcher-plant mosquito) is the source of this 3083-nucleotide messenger RNA. It is a transcript of the gene ValRS-m, whose product is annotated as valine--tRNA ligase. Gene Ontology annotation, molecular function: ATP binding; valine-tRNA ligase activity; aminoacyl-tRNA deacylase activity. Gene Ontology annotation, biological process: valyl-tRNA aminoacylation. Bases 118 to 3030 code for a protein of 970 amino acids. Lineage: Eukaryota; Metazoa; Arthropoda; Insecta; Diptera; Culicidae. Gene Ontology annotation, cellular component: cytosol. The transcript has 4 exons. The record is from RefSeq and is a predicted model, not a curated record.
AUUUUGAACGCGCUGCACAGUGCUGAAUUAUUUCGUUUCGACGAAAUAUUUCAUUUUUAGUUCGGAUAUAAAAACAUAAUUAUCGGAUACGAAUAUACAAUAUAUAAAGAGUUAGAUAUGCUUCAGAACUUGAAGCCAAAUUAUUUAAAUUCAUGCCUCUACAAUUCAUCAUGCGUCCUUGCACGGAGUACAGUUUUGUCAACAAUCCACUCUUAUAGCAAACGAGGUCUGGAUGUUGGCUAUAAACCAGCGCUAGUAGAAUCCAAUAAUCGUAAUGUUGGAAAAAAUCAGCGGCAACCUAGCAAUGAAAAACGCUUUAGCAUGCUUCUACCCCCACCUAACAUUACCGGGGAGUUGCACUUAGGUCACGCACUUACUUGUACUAUUCAAGACGCUUUGAUACGCUGGAAUGAAAAGCAUGACCUUCAAUGUUUAUGGCUGCCGGGUAUGGAUCAUGCAGGCAUUGCUACUCAAGUUGUCGUUGAGAAGAAUCUGCAGAAGGCAAAAAAGCUUAGCAGAUACGACUUGGGCAAGGAUAAAUUUCUCCGAGAAGUUUGGAACUGGAAGGACGAAAAAGCAACAGGUAUCAAACGAAACCUUAAUGAAUUGGGAGCUCACAUGAACUGGGAACACGAAUAUUUCACGAUGGAUGAGCACCAGUCAAGAGCCGUAAAAGAAGCGUUUAUUCGGUUAUUUGAGGCGAACUUAAUCUACCGAGAUAAAUCAUUGGUCAAUUGGUCCUGCGCCUUGGAAUCCGCUAUUUCCGAUAUAGAGGUUGACAAUUUGGAAAUCAAUGGACCAACUGCGAUAGAAGUGCCUGGAUAUCGCGAGAAAGUAAUAUUCGGGGAAAUGGUUGAUGUAGCAUAUAAAAUUCGAGGUACACAGGAGGAGAUUAUAGUUUCGACGACCAGACCGGAAACCCUACUCGGAGAUGUGGCUGUGGCUGUUAAUCCAAUGGACGGACGGUACAGCCACUUGAAGGGCAGGUCUAUUAUGUUAUGGCACCCAGUACGUCAGGAAGAAAUUCCGUUAAUCUUUGACGAAAGUGUUGAUCCAGAGUUUGGAACCGGUGCAGUUAAAAUCACACCAGCCCAUGACCGGUAUGAUUAUGACAUGGCGCUAAAAUAUCAGUUACCAAUUGUAAACGUUAUAACUAGUAAAGGAAAUAUCGAGCAAAAUUUUGGUUUAUUUUCGGAGCUUCCUAGGUAUAAUGCGCGCGCAAAAAUGUUAAACUUCCUUGCUAAUGAAUCACUACUAAGAGGAACGAGACCCCAUUCAAUGGUGUUACCAAUUUGUUCGAGGUCAAAAGAUAUAGUUGAGUUUUUAUUGAAACCUCAGUGGUUUGUUCGCUGUCAAAAUAUGGCUCAGAAAGCUAAACAUGCAGUUGAAACUGGGGAAUUGUGCAUAAUUCCAAAAGUUUUUGAGAAUGAAUGGUUUCGUUGGUUAGAUAAUUGUCACGACUGGUGUAUUUCCAGACAGCUAUGGUGGGGUCAUCAGAUACCAGCUUAUGAAGUGCAAUAUGGCCAAACCUCAUCUUGGAUCGCCGCUAGAUCGCUGGAAGAAGCUCAGCAGAAAGCUCAAGCCAUGCAUGAUUCUGCAGAAUGCAAAGUUGCGCAGGAUACGGAUGUAUUAGAUACGUGGUUCUCUUCGUCGCUGCUUCCUUUUUCUUCCCUCGGGUGGCCUGAGGAUACCACCAAACUAAGGCGGUACUAUCCGUUGGAUCUAAUGGAAACCGGUCACGAUAUACUAUUCUUUUGGGUAGCACGUAUGGUUAUGCUGGGUCAACAACUAACAGGACGGUUACCGUUCAACAAGGUAUUAUUGCAUGGUAUAAUUUGUGAUGAGUUCGGCCGAAAAAUGUCCAAAAGUUUAGGAAAUGUAAUUAAACCGGAACAUGUUAUUAAGGGCGCUUCAUUGCAGCAGCUAAAUAAAGAAGCUGAAUCUUUACAUCAACAGGGCAUUCUAUCAUCGGCGGAAUUGAAGAAAUCUCUAUCCGGUCAGCGUAAAAUGUUUUCCGAUGGUAUUCCGGAGUGCGGAACGGAUGCACUACGCUUUACGUUGUGUUCAUCUAACGUGAAAAAUCAUUUUAUAAAUUUCAACGUUCAGGAGUGCCAUACGAAUAAAUUAUUUUUCAACAAGAUAUGGCAGGCUACGCGUUAUACUUUGGGUUGCAUCGAUCGUUUCUCGGUUGUGCCUAGUGGUCACUUAAGCAAGGAUGAGUUAACAGAGAUGGAUAGAUGGAUUUUGAGUCGACUCAGUAGCACCAUCGAAACGACACAAAAAGCAAUGGAAGGUUUCAAUUUUCAUUUGGUCACUGCAGCUUGGAAAGUAUUUUUUCAUAAUAAUUUUUGUGAUGUCUACUUGGAGUCCACUAAAGCACAUAUGUCAUCCGACAAUGCAUCCAUUGCCACAAAUCACUGCUUAGUGCUGCAACAUUGUCUGGUAAUCGGUUUACAUAAUUUAAAAAUAUUCACUCCAUUUUUGGCUGCGGAACUACUAUCUCAUUUACCUGUGGUGCCAGAUCUCCGAAUUAACUACAGGGAAUGGACAGACCCAGCAUUGGAGACAGCAAUCGAGCAGUUAUUAGAAAUUUGUCAAAGCAUACGCCAAGCCAAAAACGAGUGUUGUCCACCGGUUGCUCGCAAGCAUAACCCAGUUUUGCAUUUGCUGCCUAAAUCGGAAAGUUUGAGUAACCUAUUUCAGCUACAUAUAAAAAAUAUUGAACAAUUGACACAAUGCAAUGGGGUGAUUCUUCACACUGCUGAGGACUCUUUCGCUAAUACCACUUUCACAUGUCAGUCAUCCGCUACUCAUGAGUGUAAUUUCGGUAUUGUGACAGAUUCACAAGUGCUCAAAGCAGUGGCGAGUAGAAAUAAGAAACUCGUCAAGCUAAUAUCUGAGCUGGAUAAACUGCUUAGCAUUGUGGGAAGUGAUGGCUACCGAAAAUCUGCGAAAGCUUCAGUUCAACAGAAGCAUUUGGAAAAGAUUGAUCAGCUAAAAUUACAGAUUAAAGAGAUGCAAAAUAUGUGAUCUAGUCGUGAUACUCAGAUUGAGAAAGGAAAUUAAAGGAAAUUUUUAAAAUA